CGGGUGAACAGACAGAUGGGUGAGGUAAGAAAAUGAAGAGAUGUGAAGAAAGAUAAGCGCGAGUAAGGAACAAAAGCGGGAAAGAUGAUGUCAAAACGAGAGAGAGGGAGAGAUUGAAGCUGAAACAAAAGGAAAAGGAUGGGAAACGUAAGUAGUAAGGGGGACUUUUUCACCGCUUACACCGGGUCGCAUCAAAUUUUAUCACCCGCAGACAAUGGUACGGAGGAACUGGCGCUGUAGUAAUUCGUUCUGCGACUACUUGGUGACGCGAUCCUAGCUGACGCUUGGUUAUCCCUCCCCCAACGUUGUGUUUGUCCUGGUCGGGACUGUUUAUGGUGUGUCAGCGGGCCAGCAACCGACCGCAGCCAAACUGGCUCUCUUAGCAACGGCCCCGCCUCUCUGUAGCCGAAAUACUAGUUGCUGGACAUUCUCAACCAGGUGAUGUUUUUGCUGUGAUUUCAAAAUGGGAUCUUGCAUUCUCUCAUCUGUUAUUGCAUCAUUGAACGCUUCAACAUCAGAAUUCAACCCAACAGAAACUAAAAGAUUAUUUCGGUAGUAAGAAUAUGGACUCGCUAGCAGCCGACACCCAGCAAAUGCCUUGCCCAACUGCAGACUUAUCAGUAACAGCUUCCCAGAAGCCGUACUCUGGGGUUACUUCCCCUCUAGUAUCACCCGAUGUUCCAACUUGUUAUUCACAGUUACCCCCCUUGCCUGUAUUGCCAUCUGAUGGCACUCCACCGGAUAACUGCCAAAAAUUAAACUCGGGGAACAAUUCAAACCGAGUACAAGUGAAAACAGAUCCGGGGGAGAUGACUAACCCAGAAAGUACAUCGACCAAAAAAAAGUCAUCGACAAAAAGCUCUGAAAAACCUUUCAAUUGCACCAUGUGUGGGCAGCACUUUGCACGUAAAGACACUCUGCAGUGUCACAAGCGGACACAUACUGGCGAGAGACCAUACUCUUGCGAUUCGUGUCCAUUACAUUUUGCCCGACGCGAUACGCUGCAGUGCCACCGUCGAACUCAUAGCGGUGAGCGUAGGUUCACUUGUGAAGUGUGCCUGCAGAAGUUUGCUCGCAGGGACACACUCCACUGCCACCAGCGGACUCACAGCGGUGACAAGCCAUUCAGCUGUGACUUGUGCAUUCAGAAAUUCGCCCGACGUGACACCCUGCUCUGUCAUAGACGAACACAUUCUGGUGAGAAACCGUUCGUGUGUCAGUUUUGCGGGAAAAGGUUUGCACGCACAGACAAGCUGCACCGUCACAAGCGCACCCAUCUUCGAGGUAAUCCCACCACAACACCUGGCUCUCAUUAUAAUCAGAAUACAGCAUCUAACUUAAGUGCUGGUAACAACCUGCAUUGCAACAACAGCAGUUGCAACAGUAGCAACUGCAGCCUUAGUGCUAUGCAAGGUCCUUGCAAUGACAAUUGCCUAAAUUACAACAAUAGUAGCUCAGGUGCAAAUACACCAUGUACGAGUGCACUCUGUAAUAGCUCAAUGGGUUGCACCUACCACUGUAAUGGUAGUGGAUGCAAUCAGGUAAUUCCUGCAAAUGUGCAGUGCAAUGUAUCAGGGUGCAAUGGAAUUUCAUGUAACAGUAACAUUUCCAACAGUGUGCCAUGCUGCCCAAACAUGAUCAACACAAGCGGUUCUUGUGGAAACAGCAACAUGUGCCUCACUUCCAACAGCCCCCAGUGCCAUGACAGAAGUUCUGCAUCUGUCAGCACAGACACUACAACUGCCUCUUCUGUGGCACCCACCUCUCUUCCUGCUGCUUCAGGUUGUGGUGGUCAGACCGUCGUGCUUUCCCACCAUUCAUCACAGCCUACAGCUGUAAUGACAACUUCAGCAGCACCAAUGUUCACGACCAACUCCACCAACAACCUCACCAGCACAGGAACACUACAGAAACCUGAUCGGUUCCAAGCCAAUUCAGCCAACCAAAUAUGGCAGAUAUUCUACUGAAUAGAGAACCAAUUCAAAUGUGGUAACUGAACACUUUCAACCUCAUCAGAUAUCAGAUUGGCUAUUCUUCACCUAUUACUUGAUGCAUCAGAUACACUUCCUGUUUUGUUUUCAACUGUUGGAAUAUGGUUUGUGAGCACUGCAUGUUCCAGUGUCUCGAAGGUUUUCAGAUCCUGGGGGCUGGCAGCAGUGCUACACACCUAUUUGCAUUUUCUGUUUCUAUGCAAAUUGGUUCAAAAAUCACAUGGACGCACGUGAAUAUACACAUGAGUGUGUGUGUGUGUAUGUUUAUAUAUACAUAUAUGUCUGUGUAUGUAUAUAUAUAAUAUUUAUAAACAUAGCUUAAGUCAGGAAAAAAAAAGAUUUUAUUGUGGGAUAGAAUCUGUUCUUUCACUCUGCCUUUUGCUCUGCUUAUAUCUUACAUUGUUUACAUCAUAAGAAUUUAGAAACUUCAAGGGAUAUGAAAUAAAUUGUUUUGUUUGUUUUUUUUCCUUAAUGGUCAAACACAAAAUAAAGCUAUAAAUAAUAGCCAGUAAAUACUGAGUUACAAAGCCCCAUGGGUAGAAGAAGUCAAAGGCUUCCUUCAGUUUUUUUUUCUAUUAGAGGAGUUUUUUUAACACAGUAUUUAUAUACUAUCAUUUAUAGCUUUCUCUUUUGAGUUCCACCAUUCAAAACAAUUUAUUUAUCAUUGUGUGUGUGUGUGUGUGUGUAUAUAUAUAUAUGUAUGUAUGUAUGUAUAUAUAUAUAUAUAUAUAUGUGUGUGUGUGUGCCAGCAUUUUAUUUAUUUUUUUUAUUAUUUCUUUAAAAACAUAGAAUGUAACGGUGAAGAAAACACUUUUGUAUUUUAUACCAUGAGUCGAGAAUACACUAGAUUUUAUGUUUCCCUAUCACUACCACUUCCACCACCCAACUUCAUUUCAAUUUUAUAAAGUAUGCUGUUUUUUUUACCCUUUCUCCCAUUUACUUUUAAAUUUGAAGAAAAAAAAUGAAAAAAAAAAUAACAGGGAAAUGUUUUAGUCUCACUAAUUGCAUAACUGUUCAA
This is a messenger RNA of Octopus sinensis (East Asian common octopus), 3009 nucleotides long. Its product is annotated as oocyte zinc finger protein XlCOF7.1. The record is from RefSeq and is a predicted model, not a curated record. NCBI's taxonomy places the organism in Eukaryota, Metazoa, Mollusca, Cephalopoda, Octopoda, Octopodidae. The coding region runs from base 564 to 1967 and encodes 467 amino acids. The transcript is spliced from 2 exons.